Molecule: messenger RNA, 1429 nt
Organism: Pseudomassariella vexata
Lineage: Eukaryota; Fungi; Ascomycota; Sordariomycetes; Amphisphaeriales; Pseudomassariaceae
Exons: 5
Coding region: 168-1166 (332 amino acids)
Source: RefSeq, a predicted model, not a curated record
CGCAAUGCCACUUAAGUCACUUGCACUAUAUACAUGAGCACCAGCACCAUGAUGAUAUCGAUUUGAACACACCAUUCAUCGCACCUUCAAAGUCAGGGCCACUACGACUCAGUCACCGAAUACACGGUUCUUUUCACUUCUUCCCGAAUCGCAUCCCCUACUUGAAGAUGUUGCAAUCAUUGGUCUUCGUCCUCGGCUUUAUCUCAACUGCCAAUCAUGUUGCCAGAGCAGCGCCGGGCAAGCCUGCCUUGUGUGAAAAUGUCAUGAACAACCACCCCGAGUUGACUCGAGAACUCCAGGGCAUGGGCAAGGCCGAUAUGGCAGAUAUCUGCUAUCAGUUUGUAGACAGAUGUCCCAAAAAGGUCACGACUACGAUCACCGAUACAAUCACCGACUUUGAAACAACCACUCUCCCUGUUACCACCACCACGAAGUUAACCACCACCACCAAGACCUCAACCACCUCAAAAACGACAACGACGUUCAGCAGCACAACGACGACAACAACGAGUGUCACUGUACUCGCGACCACUACAACCACAUACGCGCCAGAAGCACCAGCUGAAUACGGAUCUGCCUCGACUACGGCGGAGGUGGCCAGAAAGCGAAGCGAACUCGUUGGUAAAUACGACUCAGAGGAAAUCACAGCAGUUUGUUCGUGUCUCGUCGAGCCGGACGAAUCCUGCAACCGCAAGCGUAAUCUCCGAGAAACUUGGUGGUUCACCACGACGGUAUCGACGACCGUCACCGACACUGAAACUGUCGACCCUACUAGCACCAGAACUAUCACCUCGGUAGAGUCGGAUACCACAACUACAACCGCGCUAACUACGACUACUGCACCACCCACCACGACCAAGACCACGGUUACCACGACAACCACGAUCGAUACGACUACGGAGACUGCGGUCGCGAGGUGCGCCUUGAGGGCAUUUGAAAAUCGGGUGGCCACUGAAAACGAAAUCUAUGCUGAAAGUGAUAUCAGCCUGAAAGACUGCAGAGAUCUAUGCCUCGAGGGAACUUUUGCCAAAACCUGCAUGGCGUACUCGUAUUGGAGCAUCGUCCCCGAACGGUGUGUUUUGUACGGUACUCCCGUCAAAGUUGUCGCGGAUUCUUCGGUGUACAGUAACGUAUUGUUCUUUGACCGGGCUUGCGUUAUUCAAUGAGUUUGCGGCGAUGCAAGAGGCGGAAAGUUCUGCACCUGGUGCGAUGCAGGGUGGAGUGUUGGUGGGUGGAGGCAGAAUGGAGGAAAUGUUGGUGCAUUCCUUACCAGCAUGGAGGCCAACUAACGGGCAGGAUCACAUUCCUUUCAGCCAACAGGCUCAAAAGUUUUCUUGAAAUUGCUGUCUUUUCUCGAAUAAUGUCUAAUUAGAAAAACACGACGAUCAUUUUACCUAUGUCAUUGUUGUUUCCAGCAGAGAAACGUCAC